AAAAAACACUUCAAUCGCCUUUUCUAUAUACUAUCUAAUCUAUCACUCCUGUUUAGAUUGGCUUUGUGUGGUUCCAGGCACGGAAAGGACUACUGAGAUAUAAAUCCAUAGUUGCUUGUCAGACUUGUCACGUAUUUUAAAAUUAGAAAUCACCUUACGGGUUUCCUGUCAAAAAUGACAUAUCAGCGACAUUCAGGGUGAACGUGUUGCGUCGUUAUCGCAACGCGUUGCAAUAUGGUCAAUAGACCGUGGUAGAUUUUUGCGUCAAUAAUUAGAAGCGGGGCAAUUUAGUCGACGAAGGACUCGUAGACGAGCGCGAACUGUUAUGUGAAAGAGAUCCCGUGCACUUGAUUACUUCGAGAAACUAUUACUUCUCAGAGGGUCUGACUGUAACAGCCAAGAAAUUUGAUAGCGGCUUACAUUUGAAGGUGCAUUCGAGCAGAACACCAAGCGAGUCAAACCAAAAUAAUGCAGCAGGUUUUAGUAACAAAUGACAGCUCCGAGAUGAACAGCACAGCAAAACCUUCUGAAAUGGACGAAGGGUUUCCACUGGCGUUGAUCAUUGGCUAUAUGAUCUUGUAUGUCAUUUUCUUCACGGUUGCAUUCUUCGGCAACAUCAUGGCACUUCUAACAUGCUACAAGAAAUACCAUUCAUCGCGAUCUAUUCUUCUCGUCUACAUCGCCAGCCUCGCCACCGCUGAUUUGCUCUUCGCAAUUCUUUCGAUUUUCGACAUAAUCUACUUCUUUCUCGGUUCCUGGCCUGGGGGCAACGCCUUGUGUAAAAUUCAAGGCUUCCUAAUCGAAACAUCGUACUCCGCAUCAAUAUUGACCUUAGUUGCGAUCAGUUACGAAAGAUCUCGCUCCGUCACUUCAACCACGCUAGCGAGAAAUCGGGGCGUUGAGCAACGUACUGUUGUCAUAAAAGUACUAUGGAUCGUGUCCAUCGCACUGUGCGUUCCAUUGCUCUACGGAUACGCUACUAAAGAAGAGAAAGGGAAGCAGCUCUGCUUGAAUACGAACUGGGGAGACAGCGGGAGACAAACGUACUACAUCCUUCAAGCCGUUCUCAUAUUUAUUUGCCCUUUAAUUUUCAUGGUGUGGGCGCACACGAAAAUCUUGCGCGUACUGCAAGCGCACAUAAGGAACAGUGAAGGCGUGGGAUCUGUUGAGUCCAAGCAACACAAGGUGACAAAGAUGUUGGCUGUAGUAACUCUAUUUUUCUUCUGCUGUUGGUCUCCGUUCAUCAUGGUGCGCGCUUUGCGCUAUUUCUAUGUCUACGAAGGCAAUGAACUGUGGAAGCUCACGCAAAUUAUUAUCUUUGGAAAUUCUGCAGCCAAUCCGAUCUUGUACUGCUUCUACAGCGGACAGUUCCGACGAUCUUUCAAAGAGAUCAUCAGAUGCAAAUUCGAAAUACAAGGGAGGCGAAAGAGUCGCGCCGGCAGUCAUUCGACAUUUGCGUUGCACGAUGUCCGUCACAACAGUGUCAAAUUUAAAAGAACCGCUGAACUGGAAAUAGCGAACGACAGCUCGUCGACGGCGUUUCAGUGAGAUUCAAAUACAGCUUGUCAAGCUUCGUGAACUAACAACUUGUAAUAAACACUGCUGGAAACAGGCAAACUGUGACCGCGCUCCCUUGGAGGUCGGAACAUUUUAAAACGCGAUUAUUAGAUUUUUUUAUCUGUUUUCAAAACAAAAGACAGAACACAUCAGGGGUGCAAAGUUGAACGCUAACAUUGCAUAAUCGCUUUUGUUUCUCGUUCUUUAGAAACUUACUCGGGUCUUUGUGAUCACAAACCUUGUUAUCUUCAUAGAAAUCCAUACUAUAUAUUCGCGUGAAAUCACUGAAAACCGGAUGUGACAUUUAAGAGACCCUUUAGAAAACAAUUUCCGUGGCACGUUUUUGUGACCUAUUAGAAUAACAAAACAAUUGUCUUGUUUUCGUUCUGUAUUUCUUUUUUACAAAGUAUUUAAGAGAGAAUUUGAUCCAAAAAAAUAACAAGUCUAU
Molecule: messenger RNA, 2005 nt
Organism: Orbicella faveolata
Lineage: Eukaryota; Metazoa; Cnidaria; Anthozoa; Scleractinia; Merulinidae
Product: QRFP-like peptide receptor
Biological process (GO): G protein-coupled receptor signaling pathway
Cellular component (GO): plasma membrane
Molecular function (GO): G protein-coupled receptor activity
Source: RefSeq, a predicted model, not a curated record